CAAUUUCCAUGUGGUGCAUGUGCUCAACUCAACAUGGCUGAAGAAAGUAGAAGAGAAGGAGGAGGAGACGGCCAAGACGGCCUGGAUUACGGGAGUCGAAUGGACCCCGGCCUUAUUGAGAGUAAUUGGGAUGAGGUUGUGGAGAAAUUUGAUGACAUGAAUUUGAAAGAGGAGUUAUUACGUGGGAUAUAUGCUUAUGGUUUUGAAAAGCCUUCGGCAAUUCAACAGCGUGCCAUAAUCCCAUGCAUAAAGGGUCAUGAUGUCAUUGCUCAGGCUCAGUCUGGUACUGGGAAGACAGCUACAUUUGCUAUAUCAAUACUACAGACCAUUGAUGAAAAGAAACAAUCCUGUCAGGCACUCAUCUUGGCACCAACACGAGAACUGGCUCAACAGAUUCAAAAGGUUGUUAUAGCUCUUGGUGAUUACCAGGACAUUCUGUGUCAUGCGUGUAUUGGUGGUACUAAUGUUAGAAGUGAUAUUGCUAAACUAGAGCAGGGACAGCAUGUGGUGGUUGGUACCCCUGGACGAGUGUAUGACAUGAUUAAUAGGAACGCUUUGGACACUCGUUUCAUUCGAAUGUUUGUUCUUGAUGAAGCAGACGAGAUGUUGUCCCGUGGUUUCAAGGAUCAGAUUUAUGACGUGUUUAGGAAAAUGCCAUCAAAUACUCAAGUAGUUCUAUUAUCAGCUACUAUGCCGAUGGAGGUGCUUGAUGUCACCAAGCGUUUCAUGAGGGAUCCCGUUAGGAUUCUCGUUAAGAAGGAGGAGCUAACACUUGAGGGUAUUAAGCAAUUUUACGUACAAGUUGAGAAAGAGGAAUGGAAGUUAGAGACUUUGUGUGAUUUAUAUGAGACACUGACCAUCACUCAAGCUGUGAUAUUUGUUAACACUCGCCGUAAGGUGGACUGGCUCACUGAGAAGAUGCACUCUAGGGACUUCACUGUCUCAUCUAUGCAUGGUGAUAUGGAACAGAAGGAUCGUGACAUCAUCAUGAAGGAAUUCAGAAGUGGAUCCUCAAGAGUUCUUAUCACAACUGAUCUACUGGCUCGUGGUAUUGAUGUACAGCAGGUGUCACUAGUUAUUAAUUAUGACCUGCCGGCUAACAGGGAGAAUUAUAUUCACAGGAUUGGUCGUGGUGGUAGAUUUGGUCGUAAGGGCGUGGCCAUCAAUUUUAUAACGAGAGAUGACGAGAGAAUGCUAAAGGACAUUGAAGUUUUUUACAACACUCAAGUUGACGAAAUGCCCAUGAAUGUUGCAGAUCUCAUCUAAAAAGACCCGGCCUCGCCCCGUUAUUAUUUUUAUUCGUAAUGGGGUAGGCGUGGUUUAGGUGUGAAUUAUUAUAUUAUUAUUAUUCUUUAUGAUCUUUUUUGGAUCCAUUUUUUCCCUCACUCUCUAUCUCUCUCUGCACACAAAAAUGAUUAAUUUAUUUCUUAAAUGUUAUAAAAACAUUUUCUUGUAAUUAUUAUUAUUAUUAUUAUUAAUAUUAUUAUUAUUAAUAAAAGACAAAAUAAUGGAUGCGUACGACAAAAAGCAAUUAUAAUAAUAAUUCUUAAUUAUAAUAAAUGAAAAGAAUUCCAUAAAUGAUACAAAAA
Amphimedon queenslandica is the source of this 1589-nucleotide messenger RNA. RefSeq names its product eukaryotic initiation factor 4A-I-like. The record is from RefSeq and is a predicted model, not a curated record. NCBI's taxonomy places the organism in Eukaryota, Metazoa, Porifera, Demospongiae, Haplosclerida, Niphatidae. Gene Ontology annotation, molecular function: nucleic acid binding; RNA helicase activity; ATP binding. The transcript is spliced from 12 exons. Bases 34 to 1266 code for a protein of 410 amino acids.